Messenger RNA from Micropterus salmoides (largemouth bass), 1184 nucleotides. RefSeq names its product G-protein coupled receptor 4-like. Gene Ontology annotation, biological process: positive regulation of Rho protein signal transduction; phospholipase C-activating G protein-coupled receptor signaling pathway. Gene Ontology annotation, cellular component: membrane. NCBI's taxonomy places the organism in Eukaryota, Metazoa, Chordata, Actinopteri, Centrarchiformes, Centrarchidae. Gene Ontology annotation, molecular function: G protein-coupled receptor activity. The annotation marks the transcript as partial. The transcript is spliced from 6 exons. The record is from RefSeq and is a predicted model, not a curated record.
AGUUACAGAUGCCAAAGGAAGGAGCCUCUCAUGAGAGAAUGUAUGGAUAAGACACUCCCUUGUCUCAGAAGAGCAGCAAUAUAUCAUCGUCACCCUGCUGCAUGUUGUCACUGGCCAUGUUUGAGGUUUGGCUGCAGAGGACAAAACAUCGGACUCUGGAGGAGGAACUCAUUCAGGUGGUCUGGCAGAUUUUCCGGAAUGGAAGAUUACUACAUUACCAGCAGCUCACAGGACCAAAGCUACGGUUACAGCAGCACCACCUCCAAAUACCACAUUGACCCUGUACGUGUGGUGACAUGCAUAAUCGUUGCUGUCGGCCUUCCUCUGACCCUGGUGGCCAUCUAUGCUCUUUAUUCUAUGGUGAGAAGAGAUCAAGUUGCUCCCAUCUACCUCAUCAACCUUCUCAUUUCUGACAUCCUUCAGUUCUGCUGCAUGAUCGUUUGGGUGGCACCAAAUAUUCGUGGACAGAUAUCUGACAUCUUCUUAUAUAUUCACUUCUCUGCUCUGUUUGCCAGUAUUUGCUUCAUGGUCUGCAUCUCCCUGGAAAGGUAUUUGGUCAUCGCCCACCCACUGUGGUACCGCUUCAGACGAACCAUCAAGACCUCUGUGGUGGUCAGUGUCCUGGUCUGGGUCCUGCCACUUCUCUUUUUGUUCAUUUGUUGGCUUUAUGGUGUGAAUCUACACACACUCUUCACUGUCCUCCUCGUCCUCCUCCUCCUUCCCUUCCCUCUGUUAAUAUUCUCCCUGGUUGGGACCCUCAAAGCCCUGUCUGCUUCCAUCUCGGUCCCCUCUGAUGAAAAACGACGAAUUGUGGGAAUUUUGGUUCUGGUGCUGCUUAUUUACACUCUGCUGUUCCUGCCCACGAUCAUUUUGUUAUUGGGAGGAUAUCACAGGACCCUAGAACUCCUGUAUCUCAUCUUCAUCAGGUUGAAUCCUCUUGCAGACUUGUUCCUGUAUGUGUUCAUGAGGAAAGGGUUCAUAGACAAGCUUUUGGCCUCUGUGUGUUGCUGCAGAAUGGACAGCAAUGAUCAGCAGUCCAUCAGUAUGAAUGAUGACAACAUUUCCACAAAGUUUGAGAAGCCGACAGUAAAACAAGAAGCUGCUGCAGGGGACCACAGACACCAUCUGCAUACUGGAUGGUUGAUGCUGGUUGUAGCUCUCUACGUCUUUAACCGUGUGUUGAG